CUGUGCUUCUCGGGAUUGUCAGUCAGAAUAGAAUUGAAGCGCCUGUUUGUCUAGGAAGAUCUGACGCACGACCUAGAAAAACCGACUGUCCCAUGUAUACAUAUAGUAGUCAGAUCCAAUUAUAAACUGUGCUUCUCUCAAAGAAAAAGAGAAAAACGUGGAAGGUUCAUUAUCUUCCGAAGGACCUCACGUCUCUUCUCUCAUGUAAUGGCUGCAAGUGUAAAACCAAAGUAUGACUUCGGUGUCAAGCGUUGUACACUAGUACAACGCUAGUAGGAAGGACUAGCAGCUAAUCAAGCCGUAAGAGGACGCCCGAGUGUAAGCACGCGAAUACUAGAUGGAGCGACAGCUGAUAAUUAGGUGCAAGAGCUUUUUAACGCCAUGAAGGAACAAUCUUUGUCGUCCAGGAUAGAGAAGGACAAAGACCUUCCUCAGAGGUCACAGAGCAGCGCAGCAACCUUAACUACCAUCGGUGCUGAUAUAUCACCUAGUUCUUCUCACUUUUUCGAGGUGCUUUACGUUGGAAAAAUUAAGGUACCGUACAAGAAAGUACCUGAAUCCUUUAUCGAUGACACUCUUAUAAAGUUUCGAACCCACGAAUUGGAGAAGACGAAAUCUUCGGAAUCCAAUCUGGUUACUGAAUGUCAACGACUGCAAAGACAAGCCAGCAUGAAGUUUACGACGUUAAACAUCCGAAGGGACAGCCAGGAUUCGAGUGCCAGUGACUUGGGAAGCAUAGAAAAUAUAUCGGGCAGUGGUAUAUUAUCGCCAACAAGUCCACUAGCUAAUUCCACAACUUUGGGAGGCUCUGUGGAAACUUUACAACCGACCGCUAUUAAUCCUUCAGAGAAUGUUGAACAAGAGAGUAAUCAAGUGCCAAAGAGAACUAGUAAUCCUAAAAUUCCGUCACCUGAAAUGAUGCGAAAUAGAGCAGCAUCGACAGGCAACGUUUUAACUGCUAGAAGAGAUUCCUCUGUAAAAGCAAGCGAUGAGCAUAAUCGUACGAUGCUCUUUCAGGUGGGCAGACACGAUUUAAGAUUGAUCAGUCCAGACAGGAAGCAAGUUUUGCUACAUAAACAAUUACGGGAUGUAGCGAGUUGCGUUCACGGUAUUAAAAAUCCUGAAUACUUUGGUUUUAUCUGCAGAGAAAUUGGUGUUGAGUGUUACAUUGGAUAUGUUUUCAAAUGCCAAUCUGAAUCUGUUGCGGAUGAUCUAGUUGGUGCGAUAACUCAAGCAUUUGUUGCAACAUGUAACAGUUCGAGAAAAGAGAGGCAUCCAGUAUUUUCAUGUGACCAUUGUCCUAUGGUCUGGUACAACAAGUUGUGCCAAGAAAUUGAUGGACAAAAUGAUAAAAAGACACAAAAUAUUAUUUUUUCACGAAUGGAAAUGUUACCGGAAGACGAGCAGGAAAUUGUUGUGACAAAAUAUAAAGGUGCUGAGGCAGCAGGUGGCUCAAGCACUGGAACGAAUUUACGGGAGCAAAACCAAUUUUUAAUGAUGUUGCUGCGUGCACAUUGUGAAUCUAAACAAGCUAGACACGUUCACGACACAGCUGAAAAUCGGAGUGAAUUUCUCAACCAGUAUUUAAGCGUUGGCGUAGGGAGCACAAUAUUUAUGAAAGCGAAACGUUCUCUAACGAAUAGUUUCGAUCAUUUAAUGAAAAGGAAAGGAUCACGUGAUGAUUUUGGAUUAGGAUCUCAAUUAAACUCCUCAAUUGUCAAAGACGGUAGCCAAAGUCCCGUGGGGUCUGGUCCCUCUUCAAUAGUAGACACUACACCUGAAUCUGGUAGGCCACGAUCAUUGAGGGUUUCUCCGGAGCAACAAUUAAAUGUAAAUACAGGACCAAAGAGCCCCAUGAUGGACAUAUUCCUCAAAGUAGGUAACUCACCGAAAGUUUCACCUACUGAAUCUGAAAAAAAUAAUAGACUGCAAUCUAGUGGUUCCUGGAGACAAGCGAUUUUAAAUCGCGUCGUAACGCCUGGUAAAGAUCAGGAAAUUAAAGGGAAUGAUAGUCCUGGCGGUAAUAGUAUCAAUAAAAAUAAUGAAAUGGUUUCGACACGAAGAACGAAGGAAGAGUUAAGGGAAUUAUGGAAAAAGGCAAUUAAUCAACAGUUGAUACUUAUCAGGAUGGAAAAGGAGAACGCCAGGCUGAGAGAACGUCAAGAGGAAGCGACAGUAAAGAGGAUAAAAUUGGAAUACGAUGAAUUAAGUAGUUGCGCACGAGAAUUAGUGGAGGUAUGGGAUCUGCUGGUCAGUAAAGAAUCAAGAAUAUCAACAAAGUGCGAUAAUCAAAUGCUCUUGCAAGCCAUUAAGCAAGGUGUUCCAAGAGGAAAGCGGGGCGAUGUUUGGCAAUUCCUGGCUGAACAAUUUUGCCUUAAGCAACCUCCGAUAGAUACACGCGACUUUCCGAACUAUAAUGUGCCCUACGAUCUUCUUUUGAAGCAACUUACUUCCCAGCAACACGCGAUUCUUAUUGACCUGGGACGUACAUUCCCCAACCAUCCAUACUUCAGCUCACCUUUGGGACCUGGCCAAUUAGCACUCUUCAAUCUACUCAAGGCGUACUCGCUCUUGGAUCAUGAAGUCGGCUACUGCCAGGGUCUCAGCUUUGUAGCUGGAGUUCUUCUUUUACAUAUGACAGAAGACCAAGCAUUCUUUCUUUUACGUCAUUUAAUGUUCAGACGUGGUCUACGAAAAUUAUAUUUGCCGGAUAUGGCGGCACUACAACUCCACUUAUAUCAACUAUCCAGGUUGUUACAUGAUCGGUUGCCAGCUGUCUAUAACCAUUUUGAUAAACAUGAAGUUUCGCCGACUUUAUACGCAGCACCGUGGCUGCUGACGUUAUUUGCUAGUCAGUUUCCACUAGGAUUUGUAACUAGGGUUUUUGAUCUUCUUUUCCUUGAAAGUUCAGAAGUCAUCUUUCGUGUGGCAAUGGGCUUAAUGGAAGAACAUCAAGAUCAACUGCUUUGUUGCGAUAGUUUUGAAGAAAUCAUGGAAUAUCUGAAAGUUCGAGUACCAGCAGUUGAUAAGAUGAUUUUAGAACGAGUAAUGAAGCGAGUCUUCUAUCCAGACAUGGAGAUGGCAAAACAAUUAAAUGAAUAUAGAGUUGAGUACCAAGUAUUGCAAGAGGAAAUGCUUUCAGUGAAGCCUCAAAUAGAAACAUUAGAAAAACUCGAAUUGGUAAAUAAGCAGCUGACCCAGCAGAAUGCCCAUUUGAACGAACAGCUCGAGAUUGCUAUGAGCAACUUGCACCGUCUGGAAACUACUCGUUCUCUACAUCAAUCGAACGUUCACAAGCUUGAAUCACAAAACCGUAGCUUGGAAGUGACUGUAGCAACAUUAGGUGCCUUUAUUCAACAAUUAGUUGAGACUCGUUCUGAUAUUGACAUGCCUGGCGAUGUACGUCGAAUAAUUGCCCAAUUGGGAGUCGCCGAGAAACGUCGCAACACCAACGUCAGAUCUUAUCCCCUUAAAGUUAUUGAAGACAAUAACAACAAGUACGAGCCGAUGAAGAGUAAUUCGACGGGCAAGGACUCGCAGAAACUCUUAAAGAGUAACAGCUCCGUCGACACUCCGUAUCCUUUGAAAUCUGCGUUGAGCCAGCCAAAUCUGGGUACUCGAUUGGAAAAGGUUUCUUCGUUCUUUGCAAAUUCGCACAAUCAUAUACGGCAACAGCGGGCACAAAUGGCUGCACUUAGAGGUGAAACGAAAGAUGAGGAAGGAAACAUCAAUAAUAAUGAUGAGAAUGAUCCAAAAACUGUUAAUAUUGAUAUUCAAAUAACUGAUACAAUUAACACAGUACCAAAUGGUAUUAUGCAGAAUGAUGGAAAUUUGAAGAUCGAACCGACUGGGUUAGAGAAGUCUAUUUCAUUGCCAUUGUCUAAUGCGAAAAUCAAGUUAAAACCGUCAAAAUCUGCGUAUGAGCUAGGAUACGUUAGGAAAGUUCCCACUACUAAAUUGGAAGAUACAUCUGGCGACUCUUUGAGUAAUUUGACAGGGACUAUACAUCCUUUAGAUACUUGUAGCGAUGUCAAUUUCAAAUACGGCGGUACCACUAAAUUGAAAUCCAUAAAGCCAGUUAGAGUGCCAGGUCCAAAUGGACAGGGUGAUAAUUUAAACAAAGAGAUUGAAGGUCAAAAUCCAGAAAUUUUCACGAGAUAACAAUUGUUGCUUGUUACCAUACAGGAGGAGAAUUUAAUAUAAGACAUUUUCCAGACAAAAUGCAUAAGCGAGAUUAAUGAUUAUUUUGGUUGAUACAUAGGUUUUAAUACUACUUAUUGUACUUGAUUCGUUGAUAUUUGCAAUCUCUUUUUCAGAUGGCCUCAGUAUAUUAAACAUUUAAUUGAAGAUUUCAGCCUUUUUUUUCUAAACUUUCUGUACACUUAAAUACCCAUCGACAUAUAGUACAAAUGGUAUCGCGUGUAACGUAUAUGUACUUAUACAUAUAAGAAAAUUUUGGUAUAUUAUAUAGUGUAAACGGUUGAAAAUGAGUCAAUACACGCAGUCUUUCAAAGCUCAUUAGAGAGAGAUCUUGACAUAUUCAUCUCCUUCCUAUGUAGGUUAUUAACAAUAUUUUUGUAAUUUUAGUAUAAUGACUUCAUCGUAUACACUGACUAAAUACACAUAUUUAUUAACUAAAUCUAUUGUGUUUGUUACCACCAUUUAUGAACAUGCAAUUCGUAUUUUUUUAAAUAUUCAUAAAUGUAUAUGCACUCAAGUAUGAUCCAAUAAUUGACUUCAUGUUUCAAGAUAAACAAAAUUAUACAACCCUUAAAAAACAAGAAAGAAAUGUCAUUAAUCUCGCUCAUAUGUAUAUGUAUCAACUGUUACCAGUAGGGAAGUAAUCAUAUCUUUGAAUCUUUAUGAAAUUUGAAACAACAAUUUAAGUGUCCACAAUUUAGACAUUGGACGGUUGCAUAACUGCCAACUUUUGAUAACCCAUGGAAUUAGUUCGUACGUAAUAUAUGUUAAAAUAGAAAAGAAACUUAACGAUUAUGUACUUAAAAUUGAUACAAAUAGAAACAAAUAUCAAAUAUAGUAUAAUUAAAUACUUAACAACAAUUAAAUCUUUGGGUUACUUAUAAGAAAUUUUUCGUUGGCUUGUAGUGAACAAUUUGGAUGAUAAAUGACUAUGUUUGACAGAAACACCACUGAGAGUGUAAACACAUUUGGUCGGUCAAAUAUCACAAUUGGUGCAAGGUUUACGAUCAAAUGACCAAAACAAACGGUAUUUGCUCCCUCAGUGGUACUUCUGCUAAACACAAGCCAAUGUUAUGUCAUGGACACCCAAAUGCAUAAUUCAAUUGCCUCUUUUGUUAUAUUUAUUUUGGAUUAUGACCAGACGAAUGAAACAUUUACUAUUAUAACGAUGUAUCUGAAGUACAUAAUGAAUGACAGAAUGUUAUGUGACAUCCAAUAAAUGAAUUUGUGAGUAGACCUCCAAUUAGUCUAAUUAUGGACGAGUCACGAGAUUGUUGUCUAUUCAAAACGAGAAUUAUAGCGUGUAUACCGUUUCACUAGACGUAGCCUUGAUUUCUCUAUUUUACUAACAGUAAGGAAAAUGUCGGAUACCGUAACUUCUUAAUGAAUAUUUAUAAAGAAGCGGUAAAGUCGAUGAAACAAUUAAUAUAUUUUGUAGUACAUACUUAGAUUUUUACUGUCCAGCCAAUAGUAAAUAACUGAUAAAUAUUUACGUCUAAAUACUUAGAAUUACCAAGAAAGAUUGAAAUAAAAAUAAAAGUGGUUAGAGUCGAUCAAAGAAGAAAGCAAAUAUAAUAACGUCCUAUUAGAUCCUUGUUAGAAACUCGUGAUCUUCGUAUUGCCUCUUUAGUGAUUGUAUAUAUAAUGUGAUUUACAGAGAUAACUUGAUUCGCGUUACACUUGAUUUGACUAUUACAAUUAUUUUGAAGAAUGUUUGGAAUCAGGGAUUUCUCUAUCUCGGACUUUGUUUCUUGAUUUGUUGAGCAAUUCUAUGGAUGGAGUAUUAUUGUUUUUCUCAAAUAUUUCAAGUUUUAUCUGAAUCCGUAAAAACUUUAUGUGAUCUUAUGCGACGUAUUUCCAACACUAUGUUUUAACACACAUGAAGAGUUCAGUGUUUUGAAAUUAUGCGAUUAAUUUUUAUUUUCAUAUUGGUAAACACAGUCGACGUUAUUAAACUGUAUAUAUUGAUUUCCCUAUCCUACACUAUUGACGCGUUUAACGUGAUUGCAAUUUUUGAGUUCACCUUAAUCUUGUUUAAGUAAAAUUUGAAAUAUCAAAUAUCUCACCUCGUGAUAAUACAGUAGUGAAUAAUUCUAGCGGUAGAUAGUAGACACACAGUAAGACGUUGUUCGGAAGGAAGGAUUUUCAGUUACUUCUCAAGUAUAUAUUUUUCUAUUUUACUUUAUCUCAGCUUGAAAUAUCUUUAUUUUUAAUGUGAUAUAAAACCGAAUGUACCUAUUACUUAAACCCUGUCCCAAAUGGAUGGUAAAACUUUAUCGUUUCAAUUGCACGUAAAUACAAGAUGUCCUGUUCAUAUGUUGUUGCACUCUUUUGCUCCCAUAUAAUUUGCACUUCUUACAAGUGUUUUUCAUGAUACAGCAAUGAACUUUAUUCCUUAUGUAACAUCUUCGUUUUUAUAUAAUGUAAAUGCAGAGAAGAUAUAAAAUAUACGAAUAUGAAAAACCAUAAUAA
This is a messenger RNA of Cephus cinctus (wheat stem sawfly), 6672 nucleotides long. It is a transcript of the gene plx, whose product is annotated as TBC1 domain family member 4. The record is from RefSeq and is a predicted model, not a curated record. Lineage: Eukaryota; Metazoa; Arthropoda; Insecta; Hymenoptera; Cephidae. The transcript is spliced from 15 exons. The coding region runs from base 382 to 4161 and encodes 1259 amino acids.